AUGCCCUCUGCUGAGACAUCCAACAAGGCUUUGAGCGAUGCUGCCGCUCAGGUCCUUCAAAUACUGGCAGUUGCGAUCAUGUUGCAGGACGGUAAUCCCGAACACCUUCGGUUCGCUGUGCAGGUGGGGAAUAUCAUGACCCCGGUUUUUGCAAUGCAUUCCAGUUCGGCGACUGUGGUCCCCCCUGUCUUGCUCUCAGCAGCCAUGGAGAUGCAGGAACACCUAGAUGACACCCGGCAAUGGUUUGUCAGUGCGCCGGUGUGGGAGAACAUCGGCGCCGAUGAUCCCCGGAUCCAGCAGCAUCCGUUGAAAGACAAGGCCCGCACCAUCUUGGUAUCGAGGCCGGUGCCAUCUACAUCCACCGCCGCAGUCGCACAGUCUACGCCAGGCCCGGGCCCAUCAAGGCCAAAGCCCAAGCCCAAGCCGGCGUUAAAGAAGAAGCCGGCGGAGGGUAAAUUAGACAAGGGUAAGGCCAAAGAAGUGGUGCCGCCUGAAGAUGUGCAAGGUGAUCAGGGACGAGGCCGUACUUUGGCCAUUGAGAAGAGGAGAAGGGACUCCGGUUCCAGUCCAACACCGGCGCCGCCUGGUGGCCUUCAAUCAUCAUCGGGGAAUGCCGCCCCACCGCCGCAGGCAACAUUCUCCAAGAAGCAAAAGAUAGCUCAGGAUCCAGUGCCGCCACCGGCCGAUGCGCCCCAGGAAGAUAUCACCGCUGACAAGGAUGCUCCGGAGUUGGUGCCGCAUUGUGACCAAUGCAUUAAAGUAUCCGUGAUUUGUCGUCGGGGAUAUGGUGCCUCCGGGGGCACACUGAAAGCCUGCGCCCGGUGCUCAAAGGGCAAGUUCAAAUGUUCCCGCUCCAAGAUUGAUGCCGGCGAGGUGCCGAAGGGUCAGCCUCGCCGCCCGCGUUCGAGUUCACGCCGGCGUCCCCCCACACAAGACAUCGUUAUGGAAGCCGAUGCUGCAGCGCCGCAUGCACCCGCAUAUUCCGUGCCACCGAUUGCGACUUUAUCACCCGACAGUCGAUCCCCAGAUCCAUCCUCGCCCCCCACAGUUGAUCCUCCCAGGCAGUCGGUUGUUCCCUCCCUCCAGGAUUCAAUGGAAGUGGAUUCUGACAGAGAUGCCAUGAUUGAUGACUUGCAGGCGAUGACAUUGGAGGUCAUGAAUGAUCGCGCGGCGUUGCUAUCAAAGCGGUCGGGCCUCCAGGAAUCCACCAACAGCGUCCGGGCUGAAGUUGCCAAACUGCAAGCUCGGCACACAGCGACUGCCGACCUAGUGCAUGCAUUGACCGACCGCACCGAUGCUCAAGAUGCCGACAUCCAGGGACUGCGCGAUUUCCGCGCCGCCAUCGACGCACUUCAAAAUCAAGUCAACGCCUUGCAAGAGCAGUCGCCCGGCAAGAACAGGCUACCGUCCGUCCUUCAGGAUGCCUACAACGCUCUUCGUCAUCGUGUACUCGGUCACAACCAGCCAAUACCUCCACCCUUUUCCGGCCCAAUGUAUCAUGCCAACCCAUCUUACAGCGGCAAUCAUAGUAUGAUGCCUAGCAUGGGCCAGAUGCAAGCCAUGGAGCACUUAUACUUCAACUUGCCUGCCGGUGCUUCUGCCAUGGGAGGCCCAUCGGUAGGCAACGUCGCCGGUGGUUCCGGCUGGAACGUCCCUGGUGGUCCAUCUGCCGGCCGAUCUCACAAUCAGAUCGCCGGCAGUUCUCGCGCAGGUGCACAUGCCUUUGGCGAGUCGGCAUCAGGCAGGCCGCACUAG
Suillus clintonianus is the source of this 1755-nucleotide messenger RNA. RefSeq lists its product as uncharacterized. Lineage: Eukaryota; Fungi; Basidiomycota; Agaricomycetes; Boletales; Suillaceae. The record is from RefSeq and is a predicted model, not a curated record. Bases 1 to 1755 code for a protein of 584 amino acids. The transcript has 7 exons.